Molecule: messenger RNA, 1521 nt
Organism: Eubalaena glacialis (North Atlantic right whale)
Lineage: Eukaryota; Metazoa; Chordata; Mammalia; Artiodactyla; Balaenidae
Gene: GGPS1
Product: geranylgeranyl diphosphate synthase 1
Exons: 4
Coding region: 362-1198 (278 amino acids)
Biological process (GO): isoprenoid biosynthetic process
Molecular function (GO): prenyltransferase activity
Source: RefSeq, a predicted model, not a curated record
ACCCAAGAAACAGCCCAAAGAAUUCUUCUAGAACCUUACAAGUACUUACUUCAGUUACCAGGGGACACGGGUUCGAGCCGUGGUGCGGGAAGAUCCCGCAUGCCGCGGAGCAACUAAGCCCAUGUGCCACAACUACUGAGCCUGCACUCUAGAGCCCGCAAGCCACAACUACUGAAGUCCUUGCACCUAGAGCCCGUGCUCCGCAACAAGAGAAGCCACCGCAGUGAGAAGCCCACACGCCGCAACGAACAGUAGCCCCCGCUCACCGCAACUAGAGAAAGACCAUGAAGCAACGAAGACCCAAUGCAGCCAUAAAUAAAUAAAUAAAUACAUAGAUACAUACAUACAUCCAUACCUGAGUAUGUGUAAACAAGUGAGAACCAAACUUUCACAGGCGUUUAAUCAUUGGCUAAGAGUUCCAGAAGACAAGCUACAGAUUAUCAUUGAAGUGACGGAAAUGUUGCAUAAUGCCAGUUUACUCAUCGAUGAUAUUGAAGACAACUCAAAACUCCGUCGUGGCUUUCCAGUGGCACACAGCAUCUAUGGAAUUCCAUCUGUCAUCAAUUCUGCCAAUUAUGUAUAUUUUCUUGGCCUAGAGAAAGUCUUAACCCUUGAUCACCCAGAUGCAGUAAAGCUUUUUACCCGCCAGCUUUUAGAACUCCAUCAGGGACAAGGCCUGGAUAUCUACUGGAGGGAUAAUUACACUUGCCCCACUGAAGAAGAAUAUAAAGCAAUGGUGCUGCAGAAGACAGGAGGACUAUUUGGAUUAGCAGUAGGUCUCAUGCAGUUGUUCUCUGAUUACAAAGAAGAUUUAAAGCCACUACUGAAUACACUUGGGCUCUUUUUCCAAAUCAGGGAUGAUUAUGCUAAUUUACACUCCAAAGAAUAUAGUGAAAACAAAAGCUUUUGUGAAGAUCUAACAGAGGGAAAGUUCUCAUUCCCUACUAUUCAUGCUAUUUGGUCAAGGCCUGAAAGCACCCAGGUGCAGAAUAUCUUGCGCCAGAGAACCGAAAAUGUAGAUGUUAAAAAAUACUGUGUACAUUAUCUUGAGAACGUAGGUUCUUUUGAAUACACUCGGAAUACUCUUAAAGAGCUUGAAUCUAAAGCCUAUGAACAAAUCGAUGCACGUGGUGGGAACCCUGAGCUAGUAGCUCUAGUAAAACACUUAAGUAAAAUGUUCAAAGAAGAGAAUGAAUAAUAUUAAGCCAUUCUUGAUUAGGCCUGAUAGCCUAGUUGACUUUUUUUUUUUUUUUUUUUUUGUCUUUUAGCCUAUUACCUUUUUUAGAAUUUGGACCAAGCUGUUAGUCUCCAAAAACUGAGUGAUAGUGGUGAUGUGAGUGAGGUUGUUUGAAUAUAGAAUCCCCGCGUACAGAUAAUCAUAGUACCAAGUUGAAGGAAUCAAAAGGAGCCACGUUUAAAUGAGUCUAAUUUGAAUGUCAGAAUGUGCUGUGUUGGGACGUUGUGGCCAACUCUGCCAUGCAUGUUCUGUUGAUUCUGUCAAUAAAGAAGACUUCAGCUCCA